UAUAAUAUUUGCAGCAUUACUUCCAUCACACUAAAAGACACACACACACACACCCCAUUUGGCUGCAAUAUGACACAGCCUUCAGUCCCGGUCACCGCUACUGGCCGAAAAAAAAUAUCUAUUCUCACCCCUUUUUUUCUCUGCCAAAUUCAUGCUCAAAUGUAUAAUUCAAUUCCAUAUAUAUAAAAUAUCUACUAUGGAAUGAAUGUGACACGCGGAACACAAACAACCUACUGUCAUUUUCCCUACUCCUUUUUUCCUUUUUUUUGCUUUUUUUGGCAAAGGUUUAAUUGAUAGCCAUCAUCUUUUCCAUACUCUCUACAUAUAUUUCGUAUCCCUUUUUAAGUUUAUCAUCAUCAUCAUUCGGUGUGCGUUUCACUCGGGAAGUUCUCCAGAACUGGGUUUCAAUUUACUGCUCAAAAGGAAAGACUUUGAUUUUACUGAGAGAUGGUCAACUUGAAUCUGAGUGUGCUUUCCGGGACCCAUAAUCUGAAGUCGGUUACUCUCAGCUUCAGAAUACCUUAUUUUACUCAGUGGGGACAGCAGAUUCUGGUUUGUGGUUCUGAGCCAAUUCUUGGUUCAUGGAAUGUGAAGAGAGGUCUACUAUUGAGUCCUUCUCACCAAAAUGAUGAGCUUAUCUGGUGUGGUAGCAUUCCUGUUCCUUCCGAGUUUGCAUGUGAGUACCACUAUUAUGUAGUGGAUGAUGAUAGAAACGUCUUGAGGUCGGAAAUUGGGGACAAGAGGAAGCUAUCAUUGCCUGAUGGCAUUCAAAGUGGGCAAGAGGUCGAACUUCAUGAUCUCUGGAAGACAGGAUCUGAUAGUCUACCUUUCAGAAGCGCAUUUAAAAAUGUAAUAUUUCGUCGAAGCUGGAGUUCAGAUGACAAGAAACCUGUAGGAGUGACUGACAGUGACAUAGUUAAAAAAGCUCUUUCACCAGGUUCAGUUAUUGUACAAUUCAAAGUAUGCUGCCCCAAUGUGCAAGGAGCAUCAAUUCAUGUAAUUGGUAGUUCUUUGAAACUGGGACAAUGGAAGGCUCAGGGUGGACUUAAGCUUAGCUACACUGGAGAAUCAGUUUGGCAAGGGAGUUGUGUGAUGCAAAAAAAGGACUUUCCUCUCACAUAUCGAUAUGCAAAAUGUGACCAGGCUGGUAAUUUAUCAGUAGAAUCUGGUCCAAAUAGGGAAGCUACCGUUAAUAUCUCCCGUGGUCAAUCAACGUACAUUGUUCGUGCUGAUGGCUUGAUGCGAGAAACACCUUGGCGUGGAGCUGGCGUCGCGAUUCCAAUGUUUUCUGUUAGGUCAGAGGAAGAUAUGGGGGUAGGAGAGUUCUUAGAUUUGAAGCUACUUGUAGAUUGGGCAGUUCAUUCUGGAUUCCACUUGGUUCAACUUUUGCCAAUUAAUGACACAUCAGUUCACCAGAUGUGGUGGGAUUCGUAUCCAUACAGCUCCCUCUCAGUGUUUGCAUUGCAUCCAUUGUACCUACGGGUGCAAGCACUUUCUGACAACAUUCCAGAGGAUAUCAAGAAAGAAAUAGAGCAAGCCAGAAUGAAACUGGACAGGAAGGAUGUGGAUUAUGAGGCUACCAUGGGUACGAAGCUCUCAAUAGCCAAGAAAGUCUUUCGUCUGGAAAAGGAUACGAUUCUGAACUCGUCUUCUUUUCAGAAAUUUUUCGCUGAGAAUAAGGAUUGGCUAAAACCCUAUGCAGCCUUCUCUUUCCUGAGGGACUUCUUUGAGACAUCAGAGCGCAGUCAGUGGGGAAGCUAUGCUAUCUUUUCAGAGUCCAAGCUUGAAAAGCUUGUUGCAGAGGACAGCUUGCAGUAUGAUGUAAUAUGCUUCCACUACUAUAUCCAGUUCCAUUUGCACAUGCAACUUUCAGAAGCUGCAGAAUACGCUAGAAAGAAUGGAGUAAUCUUGAAAGGAGACCUCCCCAUUGGUGUUGAUAGAAACAGUGUGGAUACUUGGGUCUAUCCAGAUUUAUUCCGCAUGAACACUUCUACUGGCGCACCCCCAGACUAUUUUGAUAAGAAUGGUCAGAAUUGGGGAUUUCCCACUUAUAAUUGGGAAGAAAUGUCAAAAGACAACUAUGCUUGGUGGCGUGCUCGUCUGACACAGAUGGCAAAGUACUUCACUGCUUACAGGAUUGAUCACAUUCUGGGUUUCUUUAGAAUUUGGGAGCUUCCAGAUCAUGCAGUAACUGGUCUCUGCGGAAAAUUUCGACCUUCAAUACCGUUGAGUCAGGAAGAACUUGAAAUCGAAGGAAUAUGGGACUUCGAUCGCUUGAUCUGUCCUCGUAUCAAGCGGGCACUAUUGGAGGAGAAAUUUGGUGCUUCCUGGACCACUGUAGCUUCUAUCUUUCUGAAUGAAUCCCAGAAAGACAUUUAUGGGUUCAAGGAAGAUUGCAAUACUGAGAAAAAGAUUCUCGCAAAGUUAAAGUCAUGCUUGGAGAAGUCCAUGUUGUUUGAGACUGAAGAAAAACUUCGACGCCAGCUCUUUGAUCUUCUCAAGGACAUAGUGCUUAUUAGAGAUCCAGAGGAUUCAAGAAAAUACUAUCCCCGUUUUAAUAUGGAGGAUACUUCGUGCUUCAAGGAAUUAGACCAGCGAAGCCAGAAUGUUCUUAAAAGGCUAUAUUAUGAUUACUACUUCCAUCGGCAAGAAAGUCUAUGGCGUCAAAAUGCAAUGAAGACGCUGCCAGUUCUUUUGAACUCCUCAGACAUGCUUGCUUGUGGGGAAGAUCUUGGCCUCAUACCCUCUUGUGUCCAUCCGGUGAUGCAAGAACUGGGAUUAAUAGGACUGCGUAUUCAGCGCAUGCCUAAUGAAGCAGAUCUCGAAUUUGGAAUUCCUUCACAGUAUCCGUAUAUGACAGUGUGUGCUCCAUCAUGCCACGACUGCUCGACUCUUCGUGCUUGGUGGGAAGAAGAUGAAGACAGAAGACGUCGAUUUUUUAAGACGUUUUUGGGUUCCAAUGGUUUGCCCCCAGAUCAGUGCACUCCUGAAAUUGCAUAUUUCAUUUUACGCCAGCACAUUGAAUCUCCUUCAAUGUGGUCUAUAUUUCCCCUCCAGGAUUUGUUGGCAUUAAAAGAAGAAUACUCUACUCGGCCUGCCGCAGAAGAAACAAUCAAUGAUCCAACUAAUCCAAAACAUUACUGGCGCUACCGUGUACACAUGACAUUGGAAUCCCUGCUGAAGGACAAAGACCUAAUCACAGUUAUCAAGGAUCUUGUGCGAGGUAGCGGGAGAUCUUACCCAUCAAAAGAGCUUGAACUGUCCCAAGAAGCUGUAGUUCCGGAUAAACAGCACGUUGCCAAUGGGCAGGCAAAGGCUCCUCAAGCAACCUCGACAAAUUUAAGUUCGAAGAAGGAAAUUGCCGCAGUGGUGUGA
This is a messenger RNA of Oldenlandia corymbosa var. corymbosa, 3375 nucleotides long. The record is from the annotation of a GenBank genome assembly. NCBI's taxonomy places the organism in Eukaryota, Viridiplantae, Streptophyta, Magnoliopsida, Gentianales, Rubiaceae.